GCUGACUCCAGGUCCAUGGACAUUAACAACUGUGUCUUCUCACUUGCAGAUCUCACCAAUAUAUUUGAAUCGUUCCUGCCCCAGCUGCUGGCCUAUCCCAACCCUAUAGAUCCUCUAAAUGGUGACGCUGCAGCCAUGUACCUCCACCGACCAGAAGAGUACAAACAGAAAAUUAAAGAAUACAUUCAGAAAUAUGCAACAGAAGAAGCACUAAAAGAACAGGAAGAAGGCACCGGGGACAGCUCGUCUGAGAGCUCCAUGUCCGACUUCUCCGAAGAUGAGGCUCAGGAUAUGGAGUUGUAGUAGAAGAGGCAACCUGCUUUUCAGAGAGACUCUAAUUUCCUAACCAUGAGAAGCAGACUAUAAUAUUCAUAUUUAAACAAAGCAAUUUUUUUUAUUACUAAACAAGGUUUUUAUGAAUAAUAGCAUUGAUAUAUAUAUAUCACCCUUUAGGAUCUUUGAUUUUUUGUUUUGUUUUGUUUUUGUUUUUGUUUUUUUGUUUUUGCUUUUCUUGGUCAUUUCUCGAGCCCGAGGUGCAUAGCAUAUCCCCACAUUCCAUUUUGGUAGCAAUAUGCAGCCCCAAUGCAUGCAUUCAGAUAUUCCAUUUGGCCAAGUUCAACCUGUGAGCUACUGAACUGUCAGCUGAAAACAGCUGCCCUGGUAGGGAGGGGAGUUUAGCAAAGAGGUUUGCUUUCUCAUCCAUGAUUUUUUUUUCCCCAAAGACACCACCUUGGAUGCUAUAACGUGGAACAGCGUUGGUUUGUGGUUUUUUGUUUGUUUUUUUUUUUGGCAAAGUCUAUAAAAAUCUGGGAGAUGAUGUACUAAAAACUGUGUAGAUCAGAACAGUGGAAUAAAAGGUGCUCCUUCAGGUCAACCUUGCUGAUCGUCUUUUGCGUGGAGUCACAUUUAAAAAAAGAAAAUAAAAACUAAAAACAAACAGUACAAAUGCAUGGAGCUACUCAGAGCAUUGAAGCUUAAGAAUUUUGACUUGGAUUUUAAGUCCGUUUUUAUAUGUGGACUCCUGCCUGCCCUUCUGAACUGUAGGGACUGACAACCACUGGUCUAUUCGCUUUGGGGACUUUGGAAAAAAGCCUUCAUCUGGAUGUUACUCACUUUCUUGGUCUCUGGAUUACGAGCUGUUCCCUUUUUUUGGGGAGGAAAAAACCCAACACAACAAGACCACAAAACAAAAAAACCAAACCACAAAAGGAUGCUCUCGGAACAGCACUUUGAUUUAGCUGGAGCACACGUGAAGUUCAAACUCUUACUUUGUCAUAGUUUUGAAACUGCUGCCCUUUAAACGGCUUCAAGGUUGCUGUAUUUUUUUUAAUUUUAUUUUUUUUUUCUUUCCUCUUGCUUGAAGUAUGGUUAAACACCUCGCAAACACUCGCCUGUCUCCUAAGAGGGUCCUCUUGCCAGAUGGAUUUGCCUCAUUGAGAGCUUCAGGUCCACGAAGAUUGGCCCGUUGGCUGUAGUCCACGAAUCCAUCGGCGCUGAUUUUUAUUUUCCUUUUCUUUUGUUUGGGUUUUUUUGUUGGUUUUUUUUUUUUUUGCCUUCCCCCCGCCCCUUCUGCACCAGCUUGGUAGCCAUCUGCUUGUGUGUGUGUACAACGGGAUUAAAAUUUCUUGAAAGUUAACAAAGAAUAUGAUCUAGGAAAAAAAAAAAUGGAAUAAUAAUAAAAGAAAAAAAAAAAAGCCUAAAAGCACCAAUCGAGGAAGCAAAUGAAUCUGCUCUUUUUUGUUGGUUUUUGGGUGUUGUUUUUUUUUUUUUUUUUCCAGGAUGCUUCUGAAUUGAAAUGUUUGAUUUCUCCUGGUGUCUUUCAGCGAGCUGAGAUUUCUUAUUUUUUUUGUUUGUUUGUUUGUUUUAAUGCUAUGAAACCUAAUAGAGUUAAAUGUCUACCUGGGAUGCUGGUAUACUUGAAUUGGGAUAAUUGUGCGUUUGGAGAUUCAAACCGAGAUGGAUUUUUAAAGCUGAAUGUUACCUGCUGUAUUCUUUUGGGGGGUUUCGGAGGGGUUUGGACAAGAUGUUUUCAUUUGUGGUGCAACCUACAGGACAGUGCAUGGGGGGAAAAAAAAAAAUCAGCCCACCCUGAGCAACUCUGGUGCAGAGUUUUUGAUUGUCAGACUGGUCCAUUUGUCAUUUUCCCAGAAUUGUGGGGUGUUUGGGUUGGUUUGUUGUUUUUUUUUCUUUAGAAACGCCACCAAGUUUUGGGUCAUUGGGGUUGGAAGGUUACAAUCCUAUUUCUAAUUCUCAUAAAGCACAAUCAAUUUAUUUUUAUUUUUUUCUUUUCUUUUGGGGAAAAAACAAAAAGCAAAACAAACCUCGUAAAGUACCACUUUGCUUUAGCAUGAUUUUCCUUAAUAAAAAUAAUAUACAAAGAA
Molecule: messenger RNA, 2381 nt
Organism: Calidris pugnax (ruff)
Lineage: Eukaryota; Metazoa; Chordata; Aves; Charadriiformes; Scolopacidae
Product: ubiquitin-conjugating enzyme E2 H
Exons: 2
Coding region: 16-303 (95 amino acids)
Source: RefSeq, a predicted model, not a curated record